UGACUGCGAACUACGGCUGCCCGGUCGCUAGUGUCGUGGCGGCCCCCAGGGAGAGCGGCGUUCAGGAGCGUGGCCGAUGUUCCGUGCCGCGGCAGGGACCUCAGGCCGGCUUCCCAAGGCAGAGGAUUAGGCGGCGCCUCUUGGGCGCGCUCGCCCCCCUGUCCGCUCACCGGCCAUGCACCCGGCUUUGGCCGUGGUUCUGGUGUUUGCCGGCUGCUGCAGCAACGUAGUCUUCCUUGAACUCUUAGCCCGGAAGCAUCCAGGAUGCGGGAACAUUGUGACGUUUGCACAGUUUUUAUUUAUUGCUGUAGAAGGUUUCCUCUUUGAAGCUGAUUUGGGAAGGAAGUCACCAGCUAUCCCACUAAGAUAUUAUGCCGUAAUGGUGACCAUGUUCUUCACCGUCAGUGUGGUCAACAAUUACGCCCUGAAUCUCAACAUUGCCAUGCCCCUGCACAUGGUGUUUAGAUCGGGUUCUCUGAUUGCCAACAUGAUUCUAGGGAUUAUCAUUCUGAAGAAAAGGUACAGUGUAUUCAAAUAUACCUCCAUUGCCUUGGUGUCUGUGGGGAUAUUUAUUUGCACGUUCAUGUCAGCCAAGCAGGUGACUUCUAACCAGUCCAGCUUGGGGGAAAGUGAUGGAUUCCAGGCAUUUGCGUGGUGGUUACUAGGUAUCGGGGCACUGACUUUUGCUCUGUUGAUGUCAGCAAGGAUGGGCAUAUUCCAAGAGACUCUCUACAAACAAUUUGGGAAACACUCCAAGGAAGCUUUGUUUUAUAACCACGCCCUUCCGCUUCCUGGUUUCAUCUUCCUGGCCUCUGAUAUUUACGACCAUGCAGUUCUGUUUAAUAAAUCUGAAUCGUAUGAAAUCCCGGUGGUCGGCGUGACGGUGCCCGUCAUGUGGUUCUACCUCCUCAUGAACGUCAUCACUCAGUAUGUGUGCAUCCGGGGCGUAUUCAUCCUCACAACGGAAUGUGCCUCCCUCACGGUGACACUCGUUGUGACUCUGCGCAAGUUUGUGAGCCUCAUCUUUUCCAUCUUGUACUUCCAAAACCCCUUCACCAGCUGGCACUGGCUGGGCACCUCACUUGUCUUCAUUGGGACCUUGCUGUACACAGAGGUGUGGAACAGCCUGGGAACCCCAGAAGGUCAGCCCCAGAAAUGCCACAAGAAGAACUGAGGUCUGCCUGGAAUAGAUAUCCCAGGGUCGGAGUGAGAGAGGGGCCUGGUAACUCUCCACGUCACGUCAUUAUCCCUAUUGGACCAGAGGAGCCUCAAAAGGGGAUGUCUCAAAUUUCUCAUGGCCCUAUAAACAACAUUUGUAGAGACUUGGAAUAGAAAUCCUGAACUGUAAAGUAGAAAAGAGGCUGGUUCUGUACACAGAACAACGCUGUUUACCAAAAAUAUUGGGUACUAGUUUUGAAUUCCAUCUCCCCAGAGCUACUAAUUUUGUAUCCACAGUGUUGAACAGUUACAUCUUCUGUUGCUAUUCUGAUGAUUCCCAUCUGUGACGUUGUUUUCUCCUGUCACCCUUUCCUUCUCAGUACCCCAUGCAGUAAGUCACACCAUGGGCACCAUGGUCAAGGGGAGCUGAGGGAGCAAGGAGCGUAUCGCACUGGGCCCUUAGGGACUGGGCUUCCUCCCACAUUCCGGGAAAGCUGUAGUUUACCCUGUGAGCCAAACAGGACCACUUCCUCCCACCUUCCCAACUUUGCUUUCUUUCUCCCAUUCAAAAAUCAGCUGCUCUGCCCAUCUUUUGCUUUUGGUGCUCAAAGAGUCCUACAAUGGAACUCAAAGUGCAGUGCUGGUAAGAAAGGAAGGUUCUGUGUGGCUUGCACAAGAGACCCCCUAGGCCUUGCCAUGCAGCCCAUUAGCUUGUGACUGGGAUGGUGAGGGGAGUGUGGCCCAGAGCAGCUGGCCCUGCUCAACACCUAUGGGCACAGCCAGGCUCUUACAGGAUGACCAAAUGAGAAAGGGGGUCUCUUGAAGACUUUGUAACCAAUAGUCCUAAUUGGUUAAGCUAAAGAGCUAGAUUGUGUGGGGAUGCAAUGUGCCAGGCAGGUCAAGUCAAAACUAUAGCUGUGAAUUCUCUUUUUGGCCCCUAAGGUUUCAUGUGUUCGUGUUGGGUGCUGGGGGAAGGGUUUGUUGUAAGGAGAAAUCCACCUGUUUUUGCUGAUCCUGACACAGGCUUGGAUUCCCUCCAGGGAGAAUCUAGAGAGGGGAAUGCUGUCAGUGGGGCAUGGUGUGCGGAAGUCAGUGUUGUUCUGUUUUCCCUUUCUUCACUUAGCCACUGACUUCUAUUAACCUCACAUACGAGCAUCCUCUCCUGGAAACAGUAAGAUUUCCUUGCUUCUGCCUGGAGAAAAUGGCCUGGCCUUUGCCUGGGUGCAGGUUGUGUUCCCUGAGAUGCUCCCAGGCAUGCCGAACGUGAGGAUGUGUCCCCGCCAGGUCACUUGAGGAAGGUGGUGAGGCUGCCUCAGCUUCUUUGAUGCCUAAAACGUGGCAGGUAUCUUCCGGACUCACCUACAGCCCACUGUGUCAUUCUGGACGUUAAACACUCGCCACUUAGGCUCACCUCGAGAAUGCUGACUUCUGUGGGAACCCAUUUCCUGGGCUCAAAGCUGCUGGCCUUGAAAUAACAUGCAGUUCCUUCCUCAGGCAGAUGGUGUCGCGAAUGCCUUCCUGAGCGCAGCAGAAGCUGCAUAAUCUCCUCGCACUAGAAAAAAUUCCCUGGGAGGUAGUUGGCUGCUAUCCAGCACAGGUUCUUGGGGGUUCCUUAAUAGGCUGUCACCUUUCAUAGCACAGUGUCACCCUUCUGAUGUUGAAGGGACGAAUUGGUUUUUUUGUUUUUUUGGUUGAGACAGGUGAAGGCACACAGACUGCGUUUAACUGGGCCCUUGAGGCUUUAGACUCUGAAUUUAGAGCUUUGUAACAUCCUCUAAGUGUGAAAAUCCCAGCCAUUCUUAACAGGGAUGAGCAUGGGCAGAAGAGGGGUCCUGACACUGGAGGGCAGAGAGCCUACACUGCCGUAGCACCUGCUUUUCUCCUGUUAGAUUUGAAUAGAAAAAAAUGUGUCUGGCACCAGUUAGUACUAAAAAAAAAAACACAACAACAACCAACCAUUCAGCAUAACAUGCACAUUCCUUUUGGUGGCCAGAUUUUGAUCGAAUACCAUUCUCAUGCCAACAGUGGGAGGAAUGUCUAGUAAGUGAACCUCUCCUUUCCCUUUGUGCUUCUCAAAGAGAGUGAUGACAGAUAAUCCGGCACUCCCCUGGUCGGACAGCAAGGGGCAGACCCCAGUCCAGAGGUGCAGGGUGUGUGGCCCUUGGUGUACACACAACAGCUUGGCUGGCAUGAUGAGGUACCGAGAAGACAGUGAUAUCCGAAUGAAGUUAGUUUAAUGUGACAUAUUCUCUACUAAAAUGCUGUUGUCACAUUAUAGAUGAUUUUUCAUUUUUUUAAAAUCAGUAAUUUACUUUCCUUUUCAUCCAAUCUAAAUAGCCAUUCGGCAUUGGACAAGCUUGUAUCCAGUUCUAAAGAUGCAGACACUGUCCAUAAAGUUGUGACAUUGUUUCCCUUCUUCCUGCCCAGUUAACUGAAAGGAAACAUUGCAAUAUUUGAAAUUGGCUAGUGGUGUGAGCAGAGGAAAACCAUAGAAGCUGAACUGAUUUGUGCCACAACCCUCCUUCUUCUAGCAGACCUCAUCUGUUUUCCUAAAAAUAUCCCAGGAUAUUUUGAAAGGCUUCUGAUAAUCAGCUGAAGUCUUUGCAGGUGCACCCUCCCGCUCUUCUGGCCUGGCUUUGCUCCUGCCCCUUCCUGAGCACACCUGUGAUCUCAGACCUGCUUGCCUCUAGUCUUUGGGGCAUCUGGAUGUUUCUGUAGAUUUUUAUAGGGUAUUUAUAUCUGUGUACCAUGUAUUUUGUUAUAAAUUCUUACAAACAUUGAUAUUAAAGAAUGUGCAACUCUGACGGUAGGAGUAUCUGUGGGUGACUAUGUAGGUGUGAACAUGAAGAAAUGUAGCUGUGUUCUGUUCCAGCUCCACGUAAGGCUGAGUGACCAUUUCCCUCUAUAUUUGGAAAACAGCUUUCUCAUUUUCUCUUUUUUACCCUACCUCUGGCUGGCUCCACUCUGGUGCCAGAGGCAUAUGGAGAGAGUAGGAAGAGACAGGAGAGCAGCAUUAGUUCAGAAGGGAUUCAUUCCGUGGUCAGCAGCAGGACUGCCUGUGCUGGUGCAUAUGUUCACUGAUAUGUCUAAGCCAGGCACUGACCCGGGUUGGUUCACAGAUACGCAUGGAAAAGAACCACCUUGUGAGAACUUAAGUCAAGGAGCAAAGUUGUCAUUUCGUUUCUCUUUGACUUGAGGUAAAUAGAAUUAUGAGUAAUUCCAACCUUUCUCCUGAAAAGAAGGGGGAUGGGAUCUCACCAGUGGCACUUCGUGUUUGAAUAGAGAAUGGUCUGUACAGUCCUUGUUUAUCAGGGCUGCGUGUGAACACCAUGUGCAGAUGAAGGGCUUGGUCAUGAGCCUUGGUGGAGGAGAAGGGGUCCCUCUCGGCUUGCGCUGUCUCCUGCAGCUUCUUCCCACCACACAUUCCAGGGACUGGAGCGAACAGAGGUCGGAUCCUGUUUGUUGCUGUGUCGCCAGUCCUUAGCACAGUGUCUGAUUUAUGUUACAUGAAUAAAUGAAUGCCUGCCUGAGAAA
Molecule: messenger RNA, 4692 nt
Organism: Ochotona curzoniae (black-lipped pika)
Lineage: Eukaryota; Metazoa; Chordata; Mammalia; Lagomorpha; Ochotonidae
Gene: SLC35B4
Product: solute carrier family 35 member B4
Exons: 10
Coding region: 176-1174 (332 amino acids)
Biological process (GO): transmembrane transport
Cellular component (GO): endoplasmic reticulum membrane; Golgi membrane
Molecular function (GO): UDP-N-acetylglucosamine transmembrane transporter activity; UDP-xylose transmembrane transporter activity
Source: RefSeq, a predicted model, not a curated record